Molecule: messenger RNA, 3711 nt
Organism: Pristis pectinata (smalltooth sawfish)
Lineage: Eukaryota; Metazoa; Chordata; Chondrichthyes; Rhinopristiformes; Pristidae
Gene: vsnl1a
Product: visinin-like 1a
Molecular function (GO): calcium ion binding
Source: RefSeq, a predicted model, not a curated record
AUGGCGGGCGGUCCGGCGGUGGGGGAAGGAGAAGGAGGAGGAAAUAUUGAAACAUCUUCACCAUUGCAACAUGAAAUAGAAUUGGUCCAAGGUGCCUUUCUUCAGCCAGAAGUGGUGUAUCUGAAGGAUGCCAAUACCUGUUUAAAGAUGAGGUCUUUUCAGGGACAAUGGGGAAAACAGAACAGCAAACUUGCCCCUGAGGUAAUGGAAGAUCUGGUGAAGAACACAGAAUUUAAUGAAACACGAACUCAAAACUGGUACAAAGGAUUUCUUAAAGACUGUCCUAGUGGUAGGCUGAACCUGGAUGAAUUCCAGCAACUGUAUGUAAAGUUUUUCCCAUAUGGAGAUGCAUCCAAGUUUGCUCAACAUGCCUUCAGAACCUUUGAUAAAAAUGGCGAUGGGACAAUCGACUUCAGAGAGUUCAUUUGUGCUCUCUCUAUCACUUCAAGAGGCAGCUUUGAACAGAAGCUAAACUGGGCUUUCAAUAUGUACGAUUUAGAUGGUGAUGGUAAAAUAACACGAGUCGAAAUGUUGGAGAUCAUAGAGGCUAUUUAUAAGAUGGUAGGAACAGUCAUAAUGAUGAAAAUGAAUGAAGAUGGUUUAACGCCAGAACAACGAGUCGACAAGAUUUUCAGUAAGAUGGAUAAGAACAAUGACGACCAGAUUACAUUGGAUGAAUUCAAAGAAGCAGCAAAGAGUGAUCCUUCGAUUGUGUUACUCCUGCAAUGUGACAUUCAGAAGUGAGCCAUUUCUGAUGCAUAUAAUGGACUGCACAAAAUUCAAAUGUUUCAUUCAGUUUGCAGCUGCAGCUACAUCCAUACACACUCGAAAACAAAGUGCUCGGACUACCUUUAAAUGGACUUGCUUCUUGUGUUGAAACACUUGUGUGCAUGAGAAUGUCAUAUGCAAAAAAAGUUUAAAUUAAUAUAAAAACUGCCAAAAGUGAAGUGUGCGCAAUUUCAUUAUCAUAUAAACUUCAUUCCUCAGAGGCCUGUGCAUUAGUAUCGUGUUGCAUUAAAUUAUGCUAUUAUUGUUCAUGUUCCACUGGAGCUUGCAAUGUGUUUCACUUACGAGGCAUGAAACUUAAUUUUGAUGUUUAUAAGAAAUCACUUUUUCCUCCAAACAUUGUAGCAGAUCGGAGAUGGGAAUUUUGGAAAAUAUUGGCAGUAGAUUCUGAUGAAAAAAAACAGUAGGCAUUAUGCGAAUUCAUUUGUUUUAACUGGACACAAAUACCAUUCAUUUUUGUUGAAUUUUCUUUCAGUUCUUUGAACCCUUAAAAACACAAGGACCAAUAUACCUCAAAAAAAACUGCAGCAAUCUUUAACAAGUAAUAGAUUCAGCAUUUAUAAUUAGCAUCUUUCUCAAACAUGGACACUCAAGAUUCAACAGACUAAAAGAGUGCAUAGUUUUAGCGAACAUUUAAAAAUACCCAGAGGUAAGAUUCUCUAACAUUAGUUUAUACCUUUCCUACAACAAGUCCACUAGCAGCUGCCAGGAAAUGGUGAUAGUGACUUUUUAAACUAAUUUUUUUAAGAGCUUUUCCACUGGUACCUUAAUGGUAGUUUAGCUUGAACUCAUACAAAUCCUAUAAACACUUCAACUGACGCUGUUACAAAUAGAGAAGAAAAAUGUAAAACUACAUUAGUACAAGGCCUUGUUUUCUUUACUGCCCGAUUUCUUUAACUAAUAAUUAGGCUUGUGAUCUAAUACUAAUUGUAGUACUGUGCCAUAGCCUGUGACUCAUGUGAAAACCAACAUUAAAAGACUUUCCAACAUUAUCCCCUUAUAUUGCUAAUUUAAAAAAGUACAGUCUGCACAAGAGUCUCAAUUGUUUCAAAGAGAAAAAUAUCCAGAGUUUUAGGUACCAUCUCAACCAAUUGCUGUUACUGUUUCAGGUUUUAGGAGAGAUGCCUACAGCCAAAUGUGUUAUCCUUCACAGUAAUGAAGACUGCUAACUACAGUCCCCAUUCAUGUGAUUUUUGAGCAAAAUUUCAUUAUUAGCAGAAAUUUGGGAUUCAAAAAUCUACUCUUGUACAUUACUGGCAUCAACAUGUGCUUGGCAGAAAGUUGUGGCAUAGUAUCACAAAAUUGUUUGCUCAAGUUCCCAAAGCCAGCAUAGCAUGUGCAGGAGACUUGAACUACUGUGUUACAAACCUUAUUAAAGACUUGAAGGCAUACUCCUAUUACCAUUUCUUCCAGCUCUUUACGCUACCAUUGAUUUGAGCUGGAAACUAACAGUCAUAGACUGGAAUCAUAAUAGAAGACACAUAAUUUGGUAACUGAUGCAUAUGCAUUCAGAUAAUUCUUGGUAUUUUUCUUGCAAUUGUGUUCUUCUGGCAAGCUUAAUAUAAAUGCUUUUCUUUUGGAUGCAAUUUUUGUUUUGCAUUGCAUUUUAAUUUACUUUUCCUUCACUCUUAUUUCUACCUUCCACCGUAAAGAAUUUUAUAAAAUAUUUUAUAAUUCCCUGCUUGAUAGAUAAGUAUUUCAUUCACCUGCUUGGACAUGAGACAAACCACAUUGCUCUUAGUCUUAGGCCAGCAAGGUAUUUUGACACUACCAGAUUGUGCUCUCAAGGUGGUAGCAACUUGUACCAGUCAUUCAGACUUGACUAACUUGUGCACAACCCACAUGCCAAAGUGGGUGUCAACAUCUGACUGCAUAUUGUGUUAAAAUUAUAGAGUUUCUUGGUUAUUGCAAGGUCAAACAGCACGUGCAUGGUGUCAGCCAUACUUCCUGCUGUCAAAAAUAUCGUGCUACUGUACUCUGGGAAUGCCGCCCUUCAGGUUAUUUGCUCAUUUUCACACUUUGUAAUUCCUUCAAUGUAUAUUAAAAAUGGGUUAAAAUGCUGCAUCACUAUGCCCACUAGAUCUAUUAUUUUACGGUCAGUUAUUUUCACUUAAUUUCUAGCUGAGCAUUCUCACUCACUUAUCCCUGACCAAGAUUGAAAAAUACUUGAUCGUCAUUUUGAAACUGGGCAAAUGCGGUACUGACUUUGAAAGUGCACCUCCCUUUAAUUUCAACUUGCUGAUUGCACUAUCCAUUUGUUCUAUUCAGCUGGCUUUCCCUGCCUGGAGAAGAUAAGUUCUACACAGGGCCUGUUUCCAAAUUCAGUAACAAUUCUAAAUUGGCCACAUUAUAAAAAGAUUGAAUGCAAACUCUUGGGUAAAACCAUGGGGACAUCUGAAAAUACUUCCCCUGCAAUACACCAAUUAGUGACUUAGAUCUUUGAGUGCAGAACAUGAUGGUUUUAUGUUAAAUGGACAAAUAAUAAAACUUUAAAAUUAGCAGUGGGAGCACAGAGUAGAAAUGUGAACACAUUCCACACUGAUAUUCAGUACGAACUCUCAGCAGGCGAGACACUCUUGUGACUGGGUGAAAUUCGAAAAUUACACCUUAAUAAAGGAUUUUGAAACUUAAAAGCUAUGUUUUAUUAAACUAGACCAAUGCUUCAUCUAUUCUAAUAAAAGGAUAGCAAAUACAAGCUUACCAAACCUUUCCCGUUUAUGUAUGCAAUGUAAACAAGAUGUUGGUGAAAGUGUUCGGUGCAGUACCUAUAUGUUUGUUAUGGCUUUUAUAAAUGUCAUGAAUCAAUACGUAAAUCAUUCAAAAAGAAAUUGUGCAGAAAACAAAACCCAGAACUGUUAAAAUGAAAUUGUGCUACCAUGUGAAACAAAUAAACAGUGGCAUGGACAUACUUUAUCAUGAAAACCA